ACUAUGGUAACUACAGACCCACUCUUUAUGUUUGUCAAAACAAGUUUUUUUUUCUUCUUCUCAAGGUUUGUUUGUACUCGUGUUACCGUUGACAUUCUGUGCCAGGCUUGCUGCUAAUUCAUUGCAAAUUGAUAAAGAACUGAAAAAGUGGUGGGAAGCAUCAGACAAUUUGAUUGUCUGUCAGAGGAAGCUGGGUAAGCUGCCCAGGUGGUGGGAGUAGAUUGUUGAGCAAAUGUCUUUGAUCAUAAGAGAAGCAGAACAGUGGAACCGUAAUACCAGCGAACAGGAUAUAUUGCGAAAGAAACAAGAGAAAGAUGCAGACAUGGUAAAUAAACAAGCUCAACGGAAACAAGAGAAGCUAUUGCAUGAUGAGGCCAACUGGUUUGAAAGUUUGACUGAAAAGGGUUAUCUACGAUCCCAUAUGAGGAAUGCUGUAGAAAAGAAACAAGAGCUGCAGAUUGCUAACAUUGUACUUCUGAAGGUACGACGAGCUGCCCUGAAACAGUUGCUGGAUUUAGAAUACAAGCAGUAUGAGUCUGAACUGAACAAAAUGGGCAAGGCUGUAUAUAUUGAGAGAUUAUAAGGAGCCAAAACUUUCAGAUACUUAAUGUCAUUUUUGCCAAGUUGCAUAGUUGGAAAUGGUGCAUUUUAAAAAAUAAAGUUUGAAUAAAUGUU
Molecule: messenger RNA, 675 nt
Organism: Protopterus annectens (West African lungfish)
Lineage: Eukaryota; Metazoa; Chordata; Ceratodontiformes; Protopteridae
Gene: CFAP141
Product: cilia and flagella associated protein 141
Exons: 6
Coding region: 233-583 (116 amino acids)
Source: RefSeq, a predicted model, not a curated record